GGGCGCGAUCGCCUUGCCGCCAGGACCAUGAGCAUCACGGCGGCGGCGGCGGCGGUGCCACUGGACACGCCCGCGGAGACGGUGCCGGGGCUGGCGCCGCCGGAGCCGAGCUGCGGCGCCGGGGAGGACCGGGCGUCGCGGUUCCGGCGGAUCUGCGUCUACUGCGGCAGCGCCAAGGGCCGCAAGGCCAGCUACCAGGACGCCGCCGUCGAGCUCGGCAAGGAGAUGGUGGAGAGGGGCAUAGACCUGGUCUACGGGGGCGGCUCCAUCGGCCUCAUGGGCCUCGUCUCCAAUGCCGUCCACGCCGGCGGCCGACAUGUCAUCGGGAUCAUCCCAAGAUCACUCAUGCCCAGAGAGGUAACUGGGGAUCCUGUUGGUGAAGUUCGAGCUGUUUCUGGCAUGCACGAGAGGAAGGCCGAAAUGGCCCGGUUUGCUGAUGCUUUUAUUGCCUUACCAGGCGGCUACGGAACCUUGGAGGAGUUGCUUGAAGUGAUCACGUGGGCGCAACUAGGAAUACAUAAGAAGCCGGUCGGUCUGCUGAACGUUGACGGAUUCUACGACCCACUGCUGUCGUUCAUCGACGUGGCCGUCAACGAAGGCUUCAUCACCCAGGAGGCGAGGCAGAUCAUCAUCUCGGCCCCAACAGCCAAGGAGCUAGUCAUGAAGCUGGAGGAGUACGUCCCUGAGUACGAGGUCGGCCUUGUCUGGGAUGACCAGAGCCAGAUGCCAAGCAACACCCUGGUCCCGGAGCCGCUGGAGACUCCCGCAAUCACAUAGUCCUGAUCAAUGGGCGUCGCCUACAUUUCAGUUAGGGUUCUAACAACAGUGUCCUAGAUAAGACCUAGCUGUGUGAAGGGCGAAGAGGGGGCACAUUAUAGCCUGUGUGCUUGUUUUGGUAGCGUCGAUCGACCGGUCUCUUGUGCCACCGCUGAUGAUUGUUUUGGGUGGCAUGAUUAUAUUAAAUUAAAGUAACUAGUGAGUGGUAGCAUCCAACUUGGAUGGAUUGUUGAAUGGUUCAUGGUUGGAUGGGCUAAGCCGCUGAAUCGGUCCUGCUGUGAUCCUGGAACAAGGGUUGACUAUAUAUAAAUAGGUACCAGCACAUAUAGUUUAUCAACAA
This is a messenger RNA of Hordeum vulgare subsp. vulgare (domesticated barley), 1117 nucleotides long. Its product is annotated as cytokinin riboside 5'-monophosphate phosphoribohydrolase LOG-like. Lineage: Eukaryota; Viridiplantae; Streptophyta; Magnoliopsida; Poales; Poaceae. Gene Ontology annotation, biological process: cytokinin biosynthetic process. The coding region runs from base 28 to 777 and encodes 249 amino acids. The transcript has 7 exons. Gene Ontology annotation, cellular component: nucleus; cytosol. The record is from RefSeq and is a predicted model, not a curated record. Gene Ontology annotation, molecular function: hydrolase activity, hydrolyzing N-glycosyl compounds.